This is a messenger RNA of Fusarium venenatum, 1116 nucleotides long. RefSeq lists its product as uncharacterized. NCBI's taxonomy places the organism in Eukaryota, Fungi, Ascomycota, Sordariomycetes, Hypocreales, Nectriaceae. The record is from RefSeq and is a predicted model, not a curated record.
AUGAGCGCCGACUCCUUCGUCGCUGAGGCGUUCACCUUACUAGCGAUUGGCAUCCUCAUCAUCCUUCUUCGAACAUAUGCACGAGUACGCCAAGUCGGGCUUCGAAACUUGGAGGUCGAUGAUUACCUUAUGCUACUCGUCAUCGUCCCGUAUACGAUCGAGACGGCCCUUGCUCACACAGUUGGCGCAAAGUUUCGCGGCUUGACCAACAGUGGCAUGACGGAUGAGGAGAGGGAGGCCCUAUCACCAAACAGUGAGGAGUAUGAGCUGAGAGUUGGCGGAUCCAAGAUCCAGCUCUGCGGUUGGAUUAUAUAUUGCUCAGUGCUUUGGCUCAUCAAGACGGCCAUGUGCGCCUUUUACUUUCGGCUCACGGCCGGCCUUCAGGGCUACAAGGUGCGAAUCUACGUUGGCUUUGGACUUAUUGGCUUGACAUACUUUGUCAUUAUCUGCUGUGUUCUUUUCAGCUGUCGACCUUUCAACCACCUUUGGCAAAUCAACCCCAACCCAGGCAACUUUUGUCAGCCCGCACUGUCGAAGCUGUACAUCUUCAUCAUUGUCGUCCUCAACAUCCUUACCGAUAUCUAUUUACUAGCCAUUCCGCUUCCCAUGCUAUGGGGCGCCAAGAUUCCCAAGGUCAAGAGAUAUGGAUUGGUAGUCCUAUUCUCAGGUGCCAUCUUCGUCAUGGUUGCUGGAAUCUUGCGAUGUGUACUCAUCCUCCAGAACGCCGUCACAGGUCCCCAACAAGCCGCUUCGUGGGCUGUCCGAGAAUCGUUCGUCGCCGUCGUAACAUCGAAUUUGCCAAGCACAUGGGUCUGGAUGCGACAGAAGCUCAGACCCAUCUUUGGCUCUCUCUUAUCAUCCAACAUUGUCAGCUCAAAGUACAAUGGCGGUCCCGAACCAGGAAGCAUCAUGCUCGGCGAUGGGCAAGGCUCAGCCUGGAGGAGUCGUAGUGGUCGAUCUGAUCUCAGGACCGCCAACGAUAACGACCAUGGUGAGCUCAACGUUUACAUCCAUGGCGGAGGGGAAGGAAGUUCGGAUGAAAUCAUUCCUUCCAAGACGGGUGGUAUCACCAAGGACGUCGAGUUUACCGUUGAAGAGUCCCACCGGAGAGUGUAA